UCUCCGUCUCUCUCAUCACUUUUCCUAAACUCAAACUCAAGAAGAACUUCCUUCCAUUCAUCCAGAUCUGGAUUCCUUCCACUUCAUCUCAGGAACUACACGUGAGGAAUAUUUACGGAAGGGUGUAACCAGUUUGCAGCUGGAAUGGAUGCAAUGGACCCAGGUGAAGAAAAUGCAGGCUAUGGCUCAAUGUGAAAGAACCAAGUGCUUGCCCUUCUUAUGAAGAUAUAGUAAAGCUUCCAAAUAAGGUUCUUCUAUGGCGUGCUCAAAUCUUUUGAGGCACUUGCAGAAGAGGGUUUUCCCAGCUAUAUGUUCACUAUCGGUUCCAGGUUACAUGUUUGGCAAAGCCAUUGUUUGCUCUGAGGCUGUAGCUGAGGCUGCAAGAUAUGGUUUUACUGCUGUAGACAGGCCUGAAGGGUUCUUGGUUUUGGCUAUUGCUUCACUGGGAAAUGAGAUUACUGAGAUGAAAAGUCCCCCUGAGUUAAGCAAUAGUUAUUAUCCUAUAUGGUUUUCACUUACGAAACUAUUAUUGAUAUGGUUAUGAAAAUGAUUCCGGGACAGGAUACAAUAUCUUUGGAGGAAAAAAAGAUUGGAGUGAAGGGGCUUGGGAAGAAGAAAACAGAUGAAUCAGAGCAUUUUAUUUGGAAAGAUGACAUAAAAGUUCCUUGUGGUAAAAAGUGGAGUACUGCUUAAGUGGAAGUUAGUGUGUUUAGUACUUCAGCUAUGCCUUAGUAAUUUUAAUAUUUGUAAGUUUGAAUUUGAAUUGUUUUAUAUGGUAUAUUAUUCUAACUAACUAUGCAUCCAUUGAUAGUUGCAAAUUCUCAUGUUGGAACUAUGUGUAGUUUGUUCAAAGUUAGGUUGGAACUUUUCGGGAAAUAUCAUGUUUUUGGGAACCGACAUACCAAUAACUAAUCAUCUCUUGCGUGAAGUUUCUAAUUUCAAAUGAAGCACAUAAGUUUUUGAAGAACUGAUCAUAUUUUUACAUUCAUAUCAGCUAAAUCCAUUUCUUCCUUCUUCUGCUAGAAAACAUGAGUGUUGCAGAAAUUGCUCGAACUGUAGUGGGCAUCAUA
Vicia villosa (hairy vetch) is the source of this 1070-nucleotide messenger RNA. RefSeq names its product protein ADP-ribosyltransferase PARP3-like. NCBI's taxonomy places the organism in Eukaryota, Viridiplantae, Streptophyta, Magnoliopsida, Fabales, Fabaceae. The record is from RefSeq and is a predicted model, not a curated record. Gene Ontology annotation, molecular function: NAD+ poly-ADP-ribosyltransferase activity. The transcript has 5 exons. The coding region runs from base 257 to 544 and encodes 95 amino acids.